UGUAAAUUUAUACAUACAUACCUACUUGACAAUAAAAGGAAUAAUUACGGCAAUACACACACACACACACAUCAAGGAUCAGUGUGUGUAUAGAACAGAAGAAAUGUUACAUAAUACAUUAUUGUUGUAUGUUUGUUCACUGUAGAGUAUUAUAGGUAUAGGUAGUUACAAUAAGUUAUUAUUAUAUACUCAUCUAUAUAUUUUUGUUAUUUAUAUAUAAAUAAUGUUUAUAUCUAUAAUAUAACUAUGAAUGACUGUUUAAAGUCUAAAAUUGUAUAACAGAUCGUAUGUAUACGUUAAUACUUAUAUAUUUAGUUGUUUUCCUAAUGCAUCUGUUUAAUGCUUGUAAAUACAUUAGAUACUGUUGAUGAGAUCCCGACGGUGUAAAUGUUACCUAUCUUGGACUAUUCUACCUCAUUGGACUUUGUUCCCAUUUCGCGUAAAUAGUACUUCGUCAAAGUACUGGCCCAGCUAUACUAUUUCAACUGUUAAACUGGACGUUUCUAUAACUGUUACUUUAUAGUGUCACUAGUAAGAUUUAGUGUUUGAUAUAUUAGUGUAUGAUGUCGUGUUAUAAGUAGUUUACAUUAAUUUAGUGUUAAAAUAAGUUUGGAUAAUAUUAUUGUUACAUUAUUCGCUUUUUUUGUUUCUGCAUAAUAGAUAGUUUUAAUUUAAUUUGUUUCUUCUGACGAUUACUUUGUUCCAAUUAGUGGAACGUAAGGAAAUUAUAUUACUUCUUAGGGUGCGUCCACAUCUGGCGAGGCCUAUUUCGUUAACGUAAGCGAAUAUUUUUUUAAACGUGAGACAUUAGUCUCUAGCGCUCUUUGCGAAAAAUUCCUACUUCAUAGCCCUCAUUGCGGUGCUUGUAAAGUGUAUUACAUAUUUACACGUUAAAAGGCACGGCCCGCCGUCGGCGCGCUGUCGGCGCGCUGUCGGCUCGCUGGCGGCGCGGCGUAAGCACGCGAGCGCUUUACUACAACUCGAGUGAACCGCGCGCUGACUACCGUUAUGAAAUAUAUCAUACGACAUAGAUUGAAAGUGAUUAUUUAAAUGACAACUUAUUUGCUUGGUUGGAGCCGUGCCUAUUAGAAGAGCAAACUUUAACCUAUGUAGUUACUUCGUAACGUUUUUUAAGAUUAACAUAGGUUUAAAAUGUCCUUGCUGCGUCAACAAUACCUGUUGUAUCAUGUACGUUAGUUAUCAUGGCAUAUAACAAUUUUUAAUAUCAUUGUAAAUACUUAAGAUUUAUUAUUUUUGUUAAAUCAUAUGCAUGAAAUUAAUGCCCAUCUUCACCAACUUUUCCUAAAUGUUAAGGCACUCCUAAGCUAAGAUAGGUGACAUUUAAUGUCACUUUGACUUUCGCCGACCUAUGAAUGACACCUAACAAUACAAGUAAGGGGUUAGCUAAGGUGCUACGUCACUCUAAGUAACUUUUACUUAAGGGAAGGUUUCGGGAUGGUUGGUGGACACGGCUAUAGAGGUAUAUCUUAAAUAUAAUGUUUUCUUGUAAUCUAUAAGUCCAGGUAAUGAUGGCCGCACUGACGCCGACAUAGUUUUGUUUCGUAUCUUUGUUAUUGCGUAUCUUCUACUGUUCAGUUGUUAUGUUACAUUUAAACCAGUAACAGUACAUACAAUACAUUAUUGAUAUACUGUAUUAAGGUCCGCAUAGAACUCCAAACUUGACGAUUUAUUGUUUGAUUGACAAUAUCAGAAGACACAUUAGAUUCAUAAAAAUGUAACAAUUCAAAUAAUAAUCGCAACGGUUCCUUGUCAAUUGUAUAUAGUUGACAAUAAUAAUAAAUUUCUGAACAUUGUCAAUGUUUUAUUUAUUUAUGUCCUUUGACACACGGUUCCUGGUUCAAUGUGAAGGGAUGUGUGUUAUCUGUCGAUACAGAGCUAAUGCUCUCGGUCCACUAGCUUCCUACUUUAGCUUGUUAUUUAUAAAUACAAUACAAUCACGCACGUAACACAUGAUGGGUAUAGUUAAUGUCCAAUACCCACACACCUACAAUAACGGACAGAUUAUAUUGGAUGAUCAUAGGAAUACCAGAACACACGGUACCUACAUGACUACAGGGGUACAAUGGUCUCUUAAGGCUAUGGCUCCCAAAGCCAUCUUGAGCUAGUAUGGACGUAAUAGACAAAUAUAUUCCUGCAAUUUUUUAAUUGAGUGAUAAAUAUGGAUGUGAUUAUGGAUAAGUGGAAUGUGGGAAUUGGUAACAUUUACAAUAAUAAAGCUACUGCAUAAAGCCCAACGUAGCGUGCUGUCCUUGCGAGGGCGGAUACUGCGCCGAUAGCGUGCCCACGCGCAGCGCCACCCGCAGGGGCACUCAACUAUUGGAUCAGUUUCUUAUGAUAUAUUUUGUGAAAAAAGCACUUUACUCGUCACUAAGUUACUAUCUCGCCUGGCGGUAAGCGAUGUGAAACAAGUGAAACAAGUGACUAUUCACUCGGACUCUGAUGACGCUCAGUUAUAGGAAACACAAACUCUGACAAGGUUCAAUAACUGCAAGCGAUUGGACUUUAAAACUUUAUUGUCGCGUUACGUGACAUACCUACUCGGACACCAGGCACGACAUUUCACUGCACAUCGACCGAAGCAAAUGUAAUAAAAUUUAGUUUCAAGAUAAAAUCAAUAAUUAUGCAGUUUGAGCGUGUGUUACACCAAAAGUUUGCGAUCCCUGCGCACGGGUGCGACGGGUGCGACCCCGCACAGCUCCACACACUGUGCACAACUCGAGUUGUCAACAUGGCGCCGCACUGGACAGGACUGCUCGCCUCACUGCUGCUUUGCAUAUAUGGAGCGGCGCGCGUGCGAGGCGACUGCGGCAACGCGACGCAGCUGUCGGUGCAGCUGGACACGCUGCUGGCGGAGUAUGAGCGCGAGGCGCCGCCCGCCGCCAUCCUGCGCGUCUCGCUGGCGCUGGACGUGCGCCACGCCACCGUCGACGACAACCGCGCCGUCAUGCGCCUGCUCGCUGACCUCAAGAUGUCGUGGCAGGAGCCGCGUGUGCGGUGGAACGCGUCGGAGUGGGGCUGCGGCAGCGUGCUGACGUCAGCGGAGCGGCUGUGGCUGCCCGACGUGGUGCUGCUCAACGCGGCCGCCUCCAGGGUGGGGGACGCCGCCACGCGCGCGCGCCUCACCUCCACCGGCGCCGUGUCCUGGCUCACGCACCUCGACGUCACCGCGCCCCUCGACCUCGACCUCUCGGACUGGCCGCGAGACACACAGACCUGCAGCUUCACCUUCGGCUCCAGAACCUACAACAAUGAGGAGUUGAUACUAGAUAUCAGUGAAUUUAAACACGCCGUAGUGUUCGAGACGGGGGCGUGGGAGAUGCAGUCGGUGGCGAGCGACGCGACGACGUGGCAGCGUGGACCCGAGGAGGUGAGCGUGGCGACGUGGAAGGUGCGCGUGUCGCGGCGCGCGGCGGCACAGUCGCUGGGCGCGGGCGCGGUGCUGGCGGCCGGCGCGCUGCUGCUGGGCGCGGCGGCCGCGCUGCCCCCGCAGCAACGUGCGCCGCUCGCUGCCUGCGCCUCCUUCACCGCCGCACUCUGGCUGGUGUCGGCGCUAGUGCGCCUGCCGGGCGGGCAGGGCACGCCGCGCGCGCUGCGAGCGAUGUGCGCGCAGUGUGUGUGCGGCGCGCUGAGCGGUGCGUGCGCGGCGCUGGUGGUGCGGCUGGCGCGGUGCUCGCUGACGCCGCCGAAUGCGCUGCGCUCGCUGCUCUCGUCUCUCUCCACGCUAUGCAAACUGACGCCGUCACCGGAGUCGUGCAUGUCAUCGGAGAGCGGCACGUGGGCGGCGGCGGCCGUGCUGCUGGACCGCGCGCUGUCCGCCAUCAUACUGCUCGUGCUGCUCAUACUCAUCAUCGUACAGCUGUCCUAGCGCCGUCACCUAGCGCCGUCACCUAGCACCGUCACCUAGAUCACAUGCUCAUGGUGCUCGUGUACUUCUCCUAGCGCCCACCGGCUCGAGCAGCUCUCCUAGCGCCGCUAUUACUGCAGCUCACCUAGCGCUCGUGCUCGUGGUUGACUAUAGCACUCUGUUCUAUUGUUCGUGGAGGACGCUGUGUCCAUAGUUUCAUGCACUCACGUUGAAUGCGCGUGUGUAAUUAGUGCAUAUUUUCUGUAAAUAUCAGUGCUACGUAUUAAUAAAUUUUGUCAUUAAAU
Spodoptera litura is the source of this 4170-nucleotide messenger RNA. Its product is annotated as neuronal acetylcholine receptor subunit beta-4. Gene Ontology annotation, biological process: monoatomic ion transmembrane transport. Gene Ontology annotation, molecular function: extracellular ligand-gated monoatomic ion channel activity; transmembrane signaling receptor activity. The record is from RefSeq and is a predicted model, not a curated record. Gene Ontology annotation, cellular component: membrane. Lineage: Eukaryota; Metazoa; Arthropoda; Insecta; Lepidoptera; Noctuidae.